AGACUAGAAAAGGAAGGGAUUUGUCCAAAGGUCGUACAGGGCUGGGUCCUGCAAUGGGUCUGGACCCCAGAUAUGCCAGCUCCCUGCCCUCUGUGCCACACAACUGCUGCUUCAAAGCCAGGCCAUAUUUUCUGCACAGAAUACCAAACCUAGCUCCACAGGAACAUAAUAAACUUCCCACAAGUUGGAAAGAGAUGACCUUUGUGACCAGAGUCAAAGUUCCCUGAAGCCUGUUUAACCCAGCUUCCCCAUUGGCUCAUGGGACCAGCCCCUUCAGGGUUCCUCCCCAUGCCCUGCAGCUCUGAGAGAGGGGACAUUCCUUAGAAAGCCAAGGAUCACCACAGCACCAUGACAGAGUCUGGCAAGCCCAUCCUCUAUUCCUAUUUCCGAAGCUCCUGCUCAUGGAGAGUUCGAAUUGCUUUGGCUUUGAAAGGCAUUGACCAUGAGAUAAUGCCCAUCCAUCUCACAAAGGAUGGGGGGCAACAGUUUUCUGAGGAAUUCCAGGCACUGAAUCCCAUGAAGCAGGUGCCAGCCCUGAAGAUUGAUGGAAUCACCAUUGGCCAGUCACUGGCCAUCAUUGAGUACCUGGAGGAAACUCGGCCCACUCCACCACUCCUGCCUCAGGACCCAAAGAAGAGGGCCAGUGUGCGCAUGAUUUCUGACCUCAUCACUGCGGGCAUCCAGCCCCUGCAGAACCUGUCUGUCCUGAAGGAAGUGGGACAGGAGAACCAGCUGCCCUGGGCCCAGAAGGCCAUCAUUUCUGGCUUUGAUGCUCUGGAGCGGAUCCUGCAGAGCACAGCGGGGAAGUACUGUGUGGGAGACCAGGUGUCUAUGGCUGAUCUGUGCUUAGCGCCUCAGGUGGCAAAUGCUGAAAGGUUCAAGGUGGAUCUCACCCCUUAUCCUACCAUCAGCCGCAUCAACAAGACACUGCUGGCCUUGGAGGCCUUCCGGGUGUCUCACCCCUGCCGGCAGCCAGAUACACCUGCUGAGCUGAGGGCCUAGCUCCCAGACCUUGCCACAUUGGCACACGGACAAGGAGGGCACACAGGAGUGGAUACUGGGUGGGCUUAACAGGCCUAGAAAUAAGUCUUAAUUGGGCAGACAAGAGACUUUAGCCCUUAAACUUCAACGCUAGACCUGGUGCUGCCUCCCCCCCCAAACCUUGUUGUACUUCAGUCUUCUCAUCUGUCAAGUGUCAGGAGGUGGGUGGGCAAAAAUGUUAUCUGUUAUUUAUGUUACAGGGCAGUCACAAAGCCAAAAUGAGAAUAUGGAUUAAAAUGCCACAAGUUACGAAAGUGCCCUCAGACAGCCUUACUGAACUGACUUAGAGAGUGCCCCAACUGGAAUUUGGUCAUUAACUGCAGCCCAGGCCUCUAGUUUAUUAAGACUGAGCGGGGCGGGGGGGUGAAUGGCAGAGUGCUUGCUAGCACACAUGAGGCACUGGGUUCGAUCCUCAGCACCACAUAAAAAAUGAAAUAAAGAUAUCGUGUCCACCUACAACUAAAAAAUAAAUAUUUUUUUAGAAAAAAGAAGACUGAGCUGGGUUCCAGAAUUUGAACAUUCCCCCAGCUGGAACACCCAUGGGCUCAAGAGAGGAAGUUAGUCAGCCACUUGCCUACCCUGUGGCAGGCCUGACCCUGAAACCCAAAGGCAAGGAAGAGAAAUAAGCCCAAACCAUUGCCUGAGAGAAUCAGGAUCCAGGGAGAGAACUGAGCAGGAAGGAAGGCACCUAGCUACCAACAGGAGUAGGAGCGGUACCAUCACUGAAUGUCCUGCUUCCGUACCCAGAAGCUAGCUGGUGCUCUCAACCCAGGCCCUCACCUUCAGGGGCAGAAUUCUCUGGACCCAGUUCCAGGGUUAGGAAUUUGGGUAAAUCCAGCCAGGAGUGGUCUUACAAACAGGAGAUAAGCUGCAUGGGCAGUGUGAACUGUCACUAUGGUCAACUUGAGCUUAGGAAACCAGCUAUGUGAUAUGGGUAGCCAGUCAGAGUGAAUUCGCAUACUCCUUCCUGUGAUCGGAGAGGCUCUGCUGGUCACUUUCAUAGUGACCUGGAUAUUGCCCCGAUCCUCGAAGUAGCAAAAUGUGUCUUCAGACAGGCGUGUAGCCCCAUGGAUUGAGCUAUGCUCACCUGUUCCUUUGUGAUAUUACUCCUUUGCCCUGUUUGGGAUAGAAUGUUCCAUGGAAACAUCCUUUGUGUGUCCCCUUGUUCUGCCUUUGAGUGUGGCCUUCCUAGAUGUCACUCAACCUGCUGACAACAGACAUCACAAAGCUAGACUCAACCCCCGAAACCUAACCCUUGCCUCAUUUGAAUGGUUUCUCCUCAAUAAAAGGGUUCAGCACGUGCUGGCGCUCUCUCUCUUUCUGCAGACUGAGGAGCCGACACAGGACCCCAAAUAAAAAGGUA
Marmota monax (woodchuck) is the source of this 2404-nucleotide messenger RNA. It is a transcript of the gene Gstz1, whose product is annotated as glutathione S-transferase zeta 1. The transcript is spliced from 9 exons. Gene Ontology annotation, cellular component: cytoplasm; mitochondrion. Gene Ontology annotation, biological process: glutathione metabolic process; L-phenylalanine catabolic process. Gene Ontology annotation, molecular function: maleylacetoacetate isomerase activity; glutathione transferase activity. Bases 349 to 1002 code for a protein of 217 amino acids. NCBI's taxonomy places the organism in Eukaryota, Metazoa, Chordata, Mammalia, Rodentia, Sciuridae. The record is from RefSeq and is a predicted model, not a curated record.